GAAGUGCGCAUGGCUUUGUCAAAGCAGGUCACCAACCACUCCACUCAGUAAGAUAAUUAUACAGAUCGGAACACCAACCAUUUUGCCUCUGGAAUUGCUUCUAUAUAAAAAUUAUAUCCGAGUUCAUUCUGGUAAUGUAACAAAGUACGUAUUGGAAGCUAAAAACACAGAAAAUGGAUAGUACAAAGAGCAAGGUUCUCGUGGUUGGCGGAACUGGUUACAUGGGGAGGAGGAUUGUCAAGGCAAGCUUAGCAGCAGGUCACCCGACUUAUGUUCUGCAAAGGCCGGCGCCGGAGAUCGGCCUCGACGUUGAGAAGCUACAAAUGCUCUUCUCGUUUAAGAAGCAAGGGGCUCACCUAGUCGAGGGUUCGUUUUCGGAUUUCCAGAGCCUGGUGAAUGCCGUCAAGCUAGUUGAUGUUGUCAUAUGUACCAUGUCGGGGACUCAUAUCCGGAGUCACAACAUUAUGCUGCAGCUCAAGCUUGUUGAAGCCAUCAACGAAGCUGGAAAUGUUAAGCGUUUUCUGCCAUCGGAGUUUGGUAUGGACGUAGCACGUAUGGGAAAUGCUCUUGAACCAGGAAGAGUUCCCUUUGAUGACAAAAUGAAAGUGAGAAAAGCAAUAGAAGAUGCUAACAUUCCCUUCACAUAUGUAUGUGGUAUUGGCUUCGCGGCUUAUCAUGCAGGCAACCUUUGCCAGAUGGGAACACUCGUUCCUCCAAAGGAUAAGCUGCUUAUGUAUGGAGAUGGCGACCGUAAAGUGAUACUAAUGGAUGAGGAUGACAUUGCAACAUAUGCAAUAAAAACGAUUGAUGAUCCGCGAACAUUGAACAAAACAUUGCACCUUCGUCCACCCAAGUGCAUAGUCUCUCAAAGACAGUUGGUGGAGAUAUGGGAAAGCCUUAUUGGAAAGAAAUUAGAAAAGGUUACUCUUUCCAAAGAAGACUUCCUUGCCUCUAUGAAAGAUAUGGACUAUGCAAAUCAAGUAGGAGCAGGACAUUUCCAUGACAUGUACUACGAAGGUUGUUUGACAAACUUUGAAAUAGGGGAAAAUGCCGAAGAAGCUUCACAGCUUUAUCCCGAAGUGAAGUACACUCCCAUGGAUGAAUUCCUGAAAAUUUAUGUGUAAUUCAUGAUUAAACAUCAGAUGAAUAAUUAGACGCAGGUCACAGGCGAUGGGAAUGUUGUUGUGUGGUACUCGAUCUGGGGUUAAUGGCUAUAGAGUUAAAAAAAAAUUAAUGUUGUUGUUCCGUAGUUCUUCAUUCUGUU
Molecule: messenger RNA, 1264 nt
Organism: Argentina anserina (silverweed cinquefoil)
Lineage: Eukaryota; Viridiplantae; Streptophyta; Magnoliopsida; Rosales; Rosaceae
Product: isoflavone reductase homolog
Exons: 4
Coding region: 174-1124 (316 amino acids)
Molecular function (GO): oxidoreductase activity
Source: RefSeq, a predicted model, not a curated record